AUGGCCACCUUCACCCUCUUUGGGGUAACCCCAGCUGACACCAGCAUCUAUUGGUGCUUCUACCACAUUGCAGACACCUAUCUUCUGCCCUCAGGCCUUGGGGGCCGUGUGAUGCUGAAGGUGACAUGGGGACCUGCACCUCCAGGUGCUGAGGAGUCCCAUGGGAAUCUGGUGGUGGUGAUGGUGCCCCGACCCUCCCUGUCACUGCACCCCAGCCAGGGGGUGUCGCUGGGGGACACUGUCACCCUGCGCUGCCACGUGCCUUAUCCAGCUGCCUGGGUCCGACUCUAUCAGUACAAAAAUGCAACAUACAUCGAGCAGAAGGACAACGUGCAGGACAUGGCUGAGUUCUCCUUGACUAGCAUUAAACAGGAAGCUGCAGUGAUAUAUCAAUGCCAUUACCAGGGGUUGGAGCCUGCAGGGACAUUGCAGAAGAGUGACCCCGUGAAGCUGGUGAUGACAGAUCACAGGUAUCCCCCACCUGGCAUUUCCCUCAGCCCUGAGGAACACGUGGAGAUCGGGACUAAUGUCACCAUCCGCUGCUGGAACAACAUCUCAGGGGUUGCCUUCUUCCUGCACAAGGACGGGCACUCAGCCCCUAUUCAGCGCCAAAAACUCAGUGCUGGGAGCACUGCCACCUUCACCCUCUUUGGGGUGACCCCUGCUGAUUCUGGCACCUAUAGGUGCUCCUACCGCAUCAGGGGCUGCUGCCUUCUGUUCUCACCCCUUGGGGAUAAUGUGACCCUGGAAGUGAUUCCCAGACCUGCACCCCCAGGUGACAAUGGGGGUGCCAGCAGGGACCUGGUGGCAGUAGUGGUGGGGCGCUGGGUUGCUGUGAUUGUCUUCAUCAUCAUCCUCACUGUCUCUGUCCUCCUCGUUGCCCAGAGAUGACAAAUGCAGAGAGAUGAGAGGCCUGGUGGGGAAGGGUUUAAAUGGCUUUGA
Molecule: messenger RNA, 942 nt
Organism: Gallus gallus (chicken)
Lineage: Eukaryota; Metazoa; Chordata; Aves; Galliformes; Phasianidae
Gene: CHIR7A1
Product: T-cell-interacting, activating receptor on myeloid cells protein 1-like
Exons: 5
Source: RefSeq, a predicted model, not a curated record